Messenger RNA from Mycena indigotica, 681 nucleotides. RefSeq lists its product as uncharacterized. The transcript has a single exon. Bases 1 to 681 code for a protein of 226 amino acids. NCBI's taxonomy places the organism in Eukaryota, Fungi, Basidiomycota, Agaricomycetes, Agaricales, Mycenaceae. The record is from RefSeq and is a predicted model, not a curated record.
AUGCAUGGCACGCUAAACCUUUACCUCUCCCCCGCAUUCAAUUAUACCUGGCGUCAGGCCUCGACUCUCAUUGCAUAUUCGCAAGGCCUUGCAACUCAUCAAGCGCACCGAAUCCGCGACUGGAUUCAUCUCUAUCUAGCCACAGGAAAACUUCCUGUGCAUAUCAUUGGUGUGAACGAUAAUGAUUCGCUGCUCGACGAUGAAGACUUUGCGCUAGCCAUCAAGUUUCAUCUCCAAACUGUUUGCGCGAAGAACAAGCACUUCCGUGCUCAAGAUCUGGUUGACUUCGUGGCGUCGCCAGACAUGCAGGAAAGACUCGAAGCUGCCAACAUUCAAAAGCGCUCGAUCACUGUUCGAACAGCAUGUCGGUGGCUCAAACGGAUGGAUUGGUGGUUUGGGGUGAGGAAAAAUGGGAUGUAUGUGGACGGCCAUGAACGAGAGGAUGUAGUGGCUUAUCGGAAAGCGUUUGUCAAGCGCUGGAUGGAGGGAUAUGAGCCCCGAAUGGUCACCUAUGACAAUGAUGGUAACGAGGCGAAGCGACCCGAUGGUGACACCUUCAAGCUCCCAGAAAGGUACCUUGGCCAACGCUUCCAGCUCAUCCCUGUGACCCAUGACGAAUCGACAUUCUACAAGAAUGACCGAAUGACCGUCGCAAGUCUGGCUGGAUUCAUGCAUCUGUGA